Prorocentrum cordatum is the source of this 900-nucleotide messenger RNA. The record is from the annotation of a GenBank genome assembly. NCBI's taxonomy places the organism in Eukaryota, Dinophyceae, Prorocentrales, Prorocentraceae.
CACGGCGUACAGCUGCCGCGGCCCGGCCCGCGCGCCCGCCCCGCGAUGGCGAGCAGGCCGUACUGCAAAGUCUGGGCUGCCACGCAAGAUGAUCCUGUCUCGGAGUCGUUCUUGACAGCCUAUAUGGUGGGGCUCUCCGUCGCCGCCCUGGCGCUGAUCAUACGCAUCAAGAGCCUGCGGCCGAAGGAUCUCUCCACGCUCUUGGAGCAGGCCGGGGUUGCCAUCGACAAGGUGGCGAAGACCUCACGGGAGAUCGAGCGGAAGACGUUCCAUCUGGCUGGUCUGCUUGUGCCCUUAAUACACCAGAUGUUGCUCAUGUUCGGCGCCACGCACCGCUUCUGCAUGGGGAUUGUCUGGAGCAUCACGGUGGUGGGCUGGACUUGCGACCUGGCUCGCGUGCACGUGCCCUUCGUGCAGCGGCAUUGGCCCCUCAAGUCCAUCCUGCGGGACAGCGAGAAAGACCAGCUCUCCGGCGGGAGCUACUUCAGCCUCGGGUGCACCCUCGCGGUCGCCGCGCAGCCCAGCCGUUUGGCAAUGACCUCUGUCAUUUUCCUUGUGCUGGGCGACAUGAGCGCGGCGCUGAUAGGGAGGUCUUUCGGAAAGAGCAUAUUCAAAGUGGGCAUAGGGCCCGAGGGGAAGAAGUCGGUCGAGGGCAGCGCGGCCAUGUUUCUCGUGUGCUUCGUCUUCGGCUGCACCAUCUUCAGCCAGGUGCACCUCCGGGAGUACGCGGUGUUCACCGCCGCCCUCGUGGCAACCCUUGCCGAGCUGUACACGCCGUUCGGUCUCAACGAUAACAUGCCAGAUGUUGACGUCUUGGCAGGAAUUGCGCUCACGUUUGGCUUCCAGCGGACCUACUCGUGCGAGCCAAGCCGCAACCCGCUCCACUGGCACUCGCGGUAG